This is a messenger RNA of Octopus bimaculoides (California two-spot octopus), 1315 nucleotides long. Its product is annotated as ribonuclease P/MRP protein subunit POP5. Gene Ontology annotation, cellular component: ribonuclease P complex. NCBI's taxonomy places the organism in Eukaryota, Metazoa, Mollusca, Cephalopoda, Octopoda, Octopodidae. Gene Ontology annotation, biological process: tRNA 5'-leader removal. The record is from RefSeq and is a predicted model, not a curated record.
GUUCAGUUGGGUGUCCAAUGUGCGAGAGUGGUCUAUUGUCGAAUCAUAUUCGGUUAGGCGUCAAUGUUUGAGAAUGGUCUCUAACUAACAUUCAACUACAGUCUGUUGCCGGAAAGAAACACGUGUUGACAUGAGGUUCAAAAAACGCUACAUCUUGUAUGAGAUCGAGUCAUGCCACAAGUUCUGUUGCAACGAUAUAAUCACGGCCAUCAUGAAGGCUGUACAGACGGCUUAUGGAGACUACGGCAAGGCUGUCAUCCAGAAAGUACUUUAUGUCAAAUAUUUUGAUUGUAACACCAACACUAUAAUAAUAGUGGUGCCCAGGAAACACUGUCUUAUGGUGCAGUCUGCAGUCUGCUUCAUUAAACUCAUCAAAUGCAAGGAGGCAUCUAUGCGAACUCUUCAUGUUGGAGGGACGAUAAAAUCUACAAAGAAGAUCCUGCUUGCUCAGCGUUACCAAGAGUUGCCUCGUGCGUUUCUGGAAUGCAAGACCCAAGAAGAGAGAGAGAAAGUUCAGGCCUCGAUCUUUGACAGUUGUUCCGGAAAGCUCGAGUCCCAAAUAGAAGAAAACACCUUCAAGAUGCGAAGGAAUGUCGUGACAACAACAACAACAACAACGACGACAGCAACAACAACAACGACAACAACAACAACAACAUGAUUGUGUUAGGCUCAGCCUAGUGACGAGGAGUCUCUGCUACACACUUGAUUGACCUUUUAGAAAUAGAAGCCAGAUUUCUGCCAACACAAACAACCUGCUGACUUGAAAAUAUGGUGGUGGGGGGCAGGACACUAGACAGUGUGUCCUUAUAUGAUUGUAUAUGUUUAUUUGUUUGUGUGUGUGUUUUAAAAUUGUUAUAACUUUCGUUGUAUUGCGUGUACUGGGCGUCCACAAGGUCUGGGUCCAUGGAGUAAAUAAAAUCAUGACAGAAACAAUUAAAUAUAAGAAAUGAUAAUUUCUUAAAGCAUGUGGGGGUCCAUGGAGGAAAUAAAAUCAUAAUAUGUUGUUGUUGUUGGCACUCCGUCGCUUACGACGUCGAGGGUUCCAGUUGAUCCGAUCAACUGGAACCCUCGACGGAGUGCCAACAACAGAAUAUGUGGAGGUGCAAUGGCCCAGUGGUGAGGGCAGCGGACUCGCGGUUUCGAUCCCCAGACCAGAUGCUGUGAGUGUUUAUUGAGCAAAAACACCUAAAAAGCUCCAUGUUGGGAAAUGGCCAAAGAGAAUUUGUUUCAGAGUUCUGAUAUCAUUCAUACAUAAGAGAUACCUGACCAUAUAUAUACACACACACACUCACAUGAUAUAUAUAUAUAUAUA